This is a messenger RNA of Scleropages formosus (Asian bonytongue), 4038 nucleotides long. RefSeq names its product anillin, actin binding protein (gene anln). Bases 140 to 3646 code for a protein of 1168 amino acids. The record is from RefSeq and is a predicted model, not a curated record. Gene Ontology annotation, biological process: mitotic cytokinesis; septin ring organization; actomyosin contractile ring assembly. NCBI's taxonomy places the organism in Eukaryota, Metazoa, Chordata, Actinopteri, Osteoglossiformes, Osteoglossidae. The transcript has 25 exons. Gene Ontology annotation, cellular component: actomyosin contractile ring.
AGAAGACGCCAGUAGCGCAGGCACGUCUGAGGAGGGCGGCGAUCCCUUUUGUUUCUUUCCCCUCGUCAGUGAAGUUCGACUUGAAGAAAUAAAAUAAAAAUAAGCACACACAUCAUUUGAACGUGGAAGGAAGUUCGAAAUGGACCCGUUUACGGAGAAACUUCUGGAGCGCACUCGUGCCCGCCGGGAGAACCUUCAAAGAAAGAUGGCAGAGAGGCCGACAGCUGCGAAUAGGCUGAUGGCUAAAAGGGUCAGAGAGCCGCUGACGGUAGUCAACAGUGUGAGCGAGGUGGCCUUGGACAACGUCUUGGCUCCUCCUCCUUCCAGCAAGCCUUCUCCAUCCAAGCGAAGGUGUUCUGAUGAGAAGGAGCUGUCUAAGGUGGGUGUGGAGAACAGAGAUCUGCCAGUGGCCGUAUCCCAGGAGCCGGCGAUAGAGAAGAAACCACCACCUGGCCCCGUCUCUGUCUCCUCUACAUCCUCACUGGAGAGAAACGCAGUGCAUUUGGUGGUAAAAACAGUGGAAAGCAGGGAUGCAAGCCAGCUGCCUCCUCCAGCAGUGGUGGAGGUGAAGAAAGACCACCCCAACGCUACACCCCAGGGAUCUGCUGGCAUUAGAUCACGUCUUCAGAUGCUGGCUGAGCAGAGGCAGUACUGGGACACUGAUGAUCCUUCAGAUGCAGUUGUGAACAGUGUACCUAUUUCAUCAGUGAAGAUUGAAAGACAGGAAGUAACCCUUGCUCCCACAUCCUCUGAGACCCCCCUGGGAAGGAAGGGGCGACUGGCAAACCUCGCAGCCACCAUUGGCUCUUGGGAGGAUGACCUCGGGCAUCCGUCUGUACGCGGAGACAAUGCACAAGAGCAGCCUGGCACUGCCUGUCCUCCCCCGGCAGCCCAUGGAGCCGGAACCUCCGGUGUCAGCACCCAGCCCAGCAGCUCAUCAUAUCGUCCUCAGCCUGGCCAGCAGUCGAUCUGUUCAUCUGUGAAGUCAACUGGGGUGAUUCUGCCAAGCCCUCAGAAGGCCGAAGUACCACCGUGCAAGUCUGCCUUGCCCCCCAGCCUCCAGCAAACCUCCUCUCAGGCCCAGAAGAUUUCCAACAGCCCACAAAAGAGUAUUUCGUCUGUCGUGCCUACAGCACUGGUUUCAGAGAAGGACCUCCCCUCCAGUCCAAAGAAAACAAGUCCGGCUUUGCUGGCAGCAGGUCGGCCCUCUUCCCAGAGUCCUUUGAAGAGCCAGCUGCCAGCCCAAGGCACUCAUCCCAGCCCUAAGAAGCAAGAGCCCCUUACCAGAUCUCUGGCAGUGAGGCCGGCUGUUGCCCAGUCUGGAGAUAAGACACCUUUGCAGUCGAACGCCUCCUGUGGAGCUACAGGGGGCUCUGUUAAGUCUUUCCUGGAGCGCUUUGGGGAGCGUUGUCAGGAGCGUUCGGUCCCAAACACCCCCACGGGCCAGAGGACUCCUGCACCAGGUCAGCUCGUAAACCCCAGGACCAGGCUAGCCCAGGAGAGGCUGCAGAGUGCUGCUCAGUCAGCCACCUCGUGUGCCAGUCUCAGUCAGAAGCAGAAGCUGGAGCGAGAGAUCGAACUUGCCCAGAUCCGCAAUCGGUUCCAGAAGGGCAAUAUGUGGAAGAGGAGUCCACAGGCAGACACUAAGCCAACAGCACAUCCAGCAGUCAGCGGAGUAGCAGAGCCCCACACUGAGAAGCCAAUAGUGCCUCCUGUGGAAACACUGAUUACUGCAGAAAAGGCCAGCACUACUGAGUCACUUUCCAGUGUGGAUGCCCCUGUCCCAUCAACCAACAGUCUGCAGGGAGCUGAGCUAUCAUCUGAAAAAACUUCUGAAGACCAAGAAGAGCAAGCUGGGCUACAAGAGACUGAGAUGAACAUCGAUGAUGUCAACAGUUCAGAAGUCAUCAACAAGCUCUUCCAUGGAGUCCUGGAAGACAGUGGGCAGCCAGGUGUUGAGGAUGAUGAUGAUGAUGAUGAUCAGGGUGAGAGUGAUGAAGAUGCCCUGAAUAUCUCUUCCAUGUCCCUGCUCACUCCCCUGGCGGAGACGGUGGCUGCAGUCGUGAGGAGUCCAGAGCUGAAACUGACCUCUACCCCAUCAAGUUCCUUCAUGGAAAAGACUCGGACCCCUGACAGUGCCUCCCAGCCCAGCAAGUUCCAUAGGGCUCGGAUGCGUCGUUCCCGCUCGUCUGACAACUUUGAUCUUGCUGAGGAAGACCAGCACUUGCCAUACAGCAUUGAUGCAUACAGAUCGACUAGGAUUAAGGAGAAAGAGCGACCACAUGUGAAACAGGUAAUAGUGCGGAAGGAGGAAGUGAAACAGAGGGCGGAGGAGGUUUGGCACAACAAUUGCGUGAACAUCAAGCAGAAGAUCAAGGUCCUGACGAAUGAGAUGAACUUGCAGCAAACAGUGAUUCACCAGGCCAGCCAGGCCCUUAACUGCUGCACUGAUGAGGAGCAUGGCAAAGGCUCACAGGUGGAAGCUGAGGCAGAAAAGCUGCUGCUCAUAGCCACUGAGAAGAGAGUGGCGCUAAAGGCAGAACUUGACCGACUGAAGGCCGAGGGCUUGUCGGAUCAGCGGAAUGGGCCCAAUUCCUCCAGCGUUCGGGAUGAGGGCAAUGUCUCCGCCACCAAGGGCUCAAUCACCCUGCUUGAACUUCGUCUUCCUCUUAAGGCUGAAUUUGUAUGUUCUGCAGCCAAUAAACCAGAGACAGCCAACUAUUUUUUCUUCAUCCUAAUUCGUGCGGGAGCAGAGAACAUAAUGGCCACAUCCCUGGCGAGCACUCGCAGCACCCUUAGCGGCGAUGCCAUCUCAUUUUCCUCCACCUUUACAAUACCAGAUGUUUCCAGUGACUUUGAAAUCAACCUGGAAGCCUAUUGUUUGGUGCAGAAACGUGACUUGUACCCAGACAAGAAGAAGAAGCCCAGCAAGUCGAAGGCAAUAACACCUAAGCGACUCCUGACCUCCAUCGCUAAGAGCAAUGUUCAUACUCCAGUGAUGGCCAGUCCAGGGGGGCCUAAUGCAGUUCGUACUAGCAACUUUGCUCUUGUUGGAUCACACAAACUCACUCUGGCCUCAAUCGGGAAAAACAAGUUUCCCCUGGAGAAGAUCAGUUAUGAAGGGGGCGAGCGGGAACUGCUCAGUGAAAUGUUUCUGCACAAGGUUCCGUUCCUGUGUCCUCUGGAGGGACAUGUGUGCCUGAAGCUGCAGUGUGAGGUAGACUCACAGGUGGAAGAAAGGGGCUUCCUGACAAUGUUUGAAGAUGUCAGUGGGUUCGGGGCCUGGCAUCGCAGAUGGUGUGUCCUUUCCGGCUACUGCAUCUCCUACUGGACGUACCCAGAUGACGAGAAGCGUAAGAACCCAAUUGGCCGCAUCAACUUGGCAAGCUGUACAAACCGGAAGGUAGAACCAGCAAACCGGGAGUUCUGUGCCCGGCCCAACACCUUUGAGCUCAUCACCAUCAGGCCACAGAGAGAGGAUGACAAAGAGACUCUGGUCAGCAGAUGCAAGAACACCAUGUGUGUCACCAAAAACUGGUUGAGUGCAGACACAAAGGAUGAGCGGAAUCUCUGGAUGCAGAAGCUCAACCAGGUCCUGUUGGACCUGCGCAUGUGGCAGCCUGACUCCUGCUACAGGCCUAUUUAAAUCUUUGUCCUGCUGGAUUGGAAGGCAAAACAUACCGUCUGACUCAUCUUCCUGGAAGUAACCUUAAUGCUUAAAAGUGCAAUGCUAUAUAGACAAGUUCUUAUAAAUGGGUUUUUUAGACAGUGGAUUCUGAACCUAUCCAUUUAUUGGGAAAUGUUAAUUAAGCCAUAUUUUUUGUUCAGACAUUGAGAUGGCAAUUAUGAGGCUUGGGUAGUCUAAUUCUGAUAUUUUUUUGUCUAUUGACAAAUGCCAGAUCACCAGUCUCUUCACCUUUAAUCAACAUGCUUUUGGGUUUUUUUUAAAUUUUAAAUAGGUUUGAGUUGCUACUAAACUGCAUAGCACUACUACUGAAAUUACAUGGUUUUCAGUCAAUAGUUUCAAAUCUUAUCUUC